Messenger RNA from Rhinolophus ferrumequinum (greater horseshoe bat), 4445 nucleotides. RefSeq names its product thyroid stimulating hormone receptor (gene TSHR). Gene Ontology annotation, cellular component: membrane. NCBI's taxonomy places the organism in Eukaryota, Metazoa, Chordata, Mammalia, Chiroptera, Rhinolophidae. The transcript is spliced from 11 exons. The record is from RefSeq and is a predicted model, not a curated record. Gene Ontology annotation, biological process: G protein-coupled receptor signaling pathway. Gene Ontology annotation, molecular function: thyroid-stimulating hormone receptor activity. Bases 357 to 2651 code for a protein of 764 amino acids.
GAUCCGGCAGAGGUGUCGCGCCCCGGCUUCGGCUGCACGUCGGAGGGGCGUCAGCAGAGGCGUCUUAGGCCCGGAGGAGCUGAAGUUCUGCAGGACCCCAGUCCGCCCUGCACAGUUCAUUCUGCAGGGACUUUCUCUGGAUAGAGAGUGCGUGCGGCGGGAUCCCGGCAGGCAGCGUUUGUAGGAGGCUACCCACGGGAAAAGCCUCUUCUUCGGUGCUGGAGUCACAACCCCAACGAGCCCUCUCUUCUUCCACACCUCCCUCUCUCCUUCACCCUGGAGAACCCGAGGGGCAGAGGGCUGGAGAAUGACACGAUAGUGGAGAUUGAAGAAAUAGCCUUGGGGACCCGUGGAAAAUGACGCUGAUGCUCCUGCUGCAGCUGGCGCUGCUUCUUGCCUUGCCCUGGAGCCUGUGGGGUAAAGGGUGUCCCUCUCCACCCUGCGAGUGCCACCAGGAGGACAACUUCAGAGUCACCUGCAAGGAUAUCCACAGCAUCCCCAGCCUACCGCCCAGUACGCAGACUCUGAAGUUUGUAGAGACUCAUCUGAAAACCAUUCCCAGUCGUGCAUUUUCAAAUCUUCCCAAUAUUUCCCGGAUCUACUUAUCAAUAGAUGCAACUCUGCAGCGGCUGGAAUCACAUUCCUUCUUCAAUUUGAGUAAAAUGACUCACAUAGAGAUUCGGAAUGCCAGAAGCUUAGCUUACAUAGACCCUGGAGCCCUGAAAGAGCUGCCUCUUCUGAAGUUCCUUGGCAUUUUCAACACUGGACUUAGAGUAUUCCCUGACCUGACCAAAGUUUAUUCCAUUGAUGUAUUCUUUAUACUUGAAAUUACAGACAACCCUUACAUGACUUCAAUCCCUGCAAAUGCUUUUCAGGGACUGUGCAAUGAAACUUUGACACUGAAACUAUACAACAAUGGCUUUACUUCAAUCCGAGGACAUGCUUUCAAUGGGACAAAGCUGGAUGCUGUUUAUCUGAACAAGAAUAAAUACCUGACAGUUAUUGACAAAGAUGCAUUUGGAGGAGUAUACAAUGGACCAACCUUGCUGGACGUUUCUCAAACCAGUGUUACCACCCUCCCGCCCAAGGGCCUGGAGCCCCUGAGGGAACUGAUAGCAAGAAACACUUGGACCCUCAAGAAACUUCCACUUUCCUUGAGUUUCCUUCACCUCACACGGGCUGACCUCUCUUAUCCGAGCCACUGCUGCGCUUUUAAGAAUCAGAAGAAAACCAGAGGAAUCCUCGAGUCCUUAAUGUGUAAUGAAAGCAGUAUUCGGAGACUGCGUCAGAGAAAAUCUGUGAAUGCUGUGAACGGCCCCUUCUCCCAGGAAUAUGAAGAGGACCUGCGUGACGGCAGUGCUGGGUACACGGAGCUCUCCAAGCUCCAGGAUACCCACAGCAACUCGCACUAUCACGUCUUCUUUGAAGAACAAGAAGAUGAGAUCAUUGGUUUCGGCCAGGAGCUCAAAAACCCCCAGGAAGAGACCCUACAGGCCUUCGAUAACCAUUAUGACUACACUGUGUGUGGGGGCAACGAAGACAUGGUGUGCACCCCAAAAUCCGACGAGUUCAACCCCUGUGAAGAUAUCAUGGGCUACAAGUUCCUGAGAAUUGUGGUGUGGUUUGUUAGUCUGCUGGCUCUCCUGGGCAACGUCUUUGUCCUGCUCAUCCUGCUCACCAGCCACUACAGACUGACCGUCCCACGCUUCCUCAUGUGCAACUUGGCCUUCGCCGACUUCUGCAUGGGGAUGUACCUGCUGCUCAUCGCCUCCGUCGACCUCUACACGCAGUCUGAGUACUACAACCACGCCAUCGACUGGCAGACCGGCCCUGGCUGCAACACAGCAGGCUUCUUCACCGUCUUUGCCAGCGAGCUGUCGGUGUACACGCUGACAGUCAUCACCCUGGAGCGCUGGUAUGCCAUCACCUUCGCCAUGCGCCUGGACCGGAAAAUCCGCCUCAGGCAUGCAUACGCCAUCAUGGUCGGGGGCUGGGUUUGCUGCUUCCUGCUCGCCCUGCUCCCUUUGGUGGGAAUAAGCAGCUAUGCCAAGGUCAGCAUCUGCCUGCCCAUGGACACCGAGACCCCUCUGGCCCUGGCGUACAUCAUCCUUGUUCUGCUGCUCAACAUAGUCGCCUUCGUCAUCGUCUGCUUCUGUUACGUAAAGAUCUACAUCACAGUCCGCAAUCCCCAGUACAACCCGGGGGACAAAGACACCAAAAUUGCCAAAAGAAUGGCUGUGUUGAUCUUCACUGACUUCCUGUGCAUGGCCCCAAUCUCAUUUUAUGCUCUGUCAGCACUUAUGAACAAGCCUCUUAUCACGGUUACCAACUCCAAAAUCUUGCUGGUUCUCUUCUAUCCACUUAACUCCUGUGCCAAUCCAUUCCUGUAUGCGAUUUUCACCAAGGCCUUCCAGAGGGAUGUAUUUAUCCUGCUCAGUAAGUUUGGCAUCUGUAAACGCCAGGCUCAGGCAUACCGGGGCCAAAGGGUUUCUACAAAGAACAGCACUGGUAUUCAGGUCCAAAGGGUUACCCAGGACAUGAGGCAAAAUCUCCCCAACCUGCAGGAUGACUACGAACUGCUUGAAAACUCCCAUCUUACCAGAAAUAAGCAGGGCCAAGGCUCGAAAGAGUAUAAGCAAACAGUUUUGUAAGCUGACCCUACACUACUCACAGUGGUAGGGGCUUAUAAGAGGCUAGUUUCUUAAACAUACAUUCCAACCCCAUGACACACACAAGACAGCUGACCUAACUCUUGUGCAGGUGACAUUUCAUGGGGCAAGAGUUCAUCUCUAGAAAGGGACUAGCAUUAACCUAAUCAUCACCCCCAAGAAGGAAGAGAGGCAACCAACAUGUCUGAAUUCCAGGUAAUAUCAAAAUAAUCUAUACUUUCUGGAAGACUUGCUUGAUGCUAAGUGCAGAAAUGACAUUUUGUAAGAUGCUCAAUGAAUAUCCACUGAGCUAUGCCAACAGUGAGCUUCUCAUUUUUAUAUAGUAUUUCAUACUAAAGAUUCAGCAAAUGGCAAAUGCUAUUAUUACCUUGGUUGGUGACCACAAGAUAAAAUCGGCCACAUGGCUGAGUCCAACUUGAUGUUCCCCGAUACAACCGAAGAGAGUUUGAGAUACUGGAAACUGAAAAGUCAAAUAGGAUAUCAUGCAAGGGAUGGCUAUUAUGAGGCAUGAAGGAGGGGAAAGGCUUACAAGUUGCUUUUUGAGACUCUACAACUAUUAAUCAUCUCUUCCCAAGAAUGUACAUGAUGUGACCCAAUUGUUAUGUGUUGCUCAGAAAAACUGGCAAGAUUUCCGCUUAGGUAGCCAAACUAAGAAUUGUUUUUCUUGGCUAGUCUCAGAGCAUAAAAGACGUGAACCUGAGAAAUAUUUCUGUGUAGCAACAAGUGGAAAUUACGAACAGAGUACGAUAAAUCACCCAUUGAUUACUAAAGCAGGUUGGACACUAGGUAACUUUGGGCAAAUCACUGGGCCUAAGGAGUCUAUAGAAAUGAAGGAGCUUUAUUGCCUCUUCCAGUUUUAACACUCUAUGUACAUCCCUUCCCCUUAAAACAUAUGUGUCCACGAUAAAGAGAAAGAAACGUAUUAAGGAAGAAAAAUCUUUUUUUCCUGUCUUGUAGGGCUGCCAUCUCCUUCUGUUUGGAAUCUAGACAUAUGACCCAGGAAAUUUUUUCUUUGUUUCAUUUUUAGUUGUGAUGCACCAAAAAUAUUGAGUGACCACAUUGGGAUAGAUCUAAAUCACUCAUCUAAUUACUAGAUCUACACAGCUAUAAUUAUCAGAUGAAAAACAGAUUUGUAUUCAUAUCAUAGAAUAAAAGGUACCUUUGCAAAUUUUGCUUAUUUGCAGUUACCACUUCACUAUGCAGAUUCACUUGAAAACGUUUACCUAUUCUUCAGUGAUUGGUUUCUUUACUUAGCUAUUUCCAUCCCACAAUACAAUACUAAAGCUAUCAAGAGAGGUUCCUUCCCUCCUAAACUAUCUGUUCUUUUCAACCUUGUUGAUCACUGAAUAUAAAAUUUCUAUUCCCCAACAGUGCUCCCUUACUUAAAAUGGUGAGGAUCUUUCUCUAUAGAUGUACUCUCCAAGGUAUCCAUCAAGACAGCCCCUUAAUUUCAUCCCAAGCAGAGAUAGUAUUUGCUUCUCAUUUUUGUGAACCACACCAUGACUUAAAUCACACCAUGAAUUAAAAGCUUUUGUUGUUUUAAAUCUGCGAAGUAGGGUUGGUGGACCCAGUGGGCUCCCAGAGAUGGUACCCCCGACUCGCCUGGAAUCUCCCCAUAGCUAUACCCAUUCCUGGUUGUCACUGAGACUUGGAUGUCUUAAUAGAAACAUACAUACCUAAAAUCAUGACUUACCCACCGGUUCACUUGUAACUAAUGAAAUUAAACAAAUAUGUUACCUUUUGACAAGUGGUUUCUCACCUGAGGCAUUUUGAAAU